CUCCGUAUUCUCCUAUUGAUUUCUAGGCAACAUGGUGGAAGCCUUGUUAUUUCACGGUGAUGGAGGGGAGAGAGUGGCUAAAAGACACCGCUCGGCGACACUGCUAGAUCUUGAUAUCCUCGAUUGUCCUAUUUGCUGUGAAGCAUUGACGACUCCUAUCUUCCAGUGUGAUAAUGGACAUUUAGCUUGCUCUUCUUGCUGUCCCAAACUGAGGAACAAGUGCCCUUCAUGUGCUUUCCCUGUUGGCCACAAUCGAUGUAGAGCAGUGGAGAGUAUUCUUGAAUCGACCUUGGUCCCAUGCCCAAACGAAAUGUUUGGUUGCACCAAGACUUGCUUUUAUGGUAAAGAAUCAGCUCAUGAAAAAGAAUGCAUCUUCUCUCAAUGCUCAUGCCCUUCACGGGACUGCGAUUACAUUGGCUCAUACAAGGAUCUCUACGCUCACUAUGAACUGACUCACUCCUCAAAUUUUUCCUGGGGUAUUAGUUGUGGCAUUACCUAUACGGCCGUGAUGUUCAUCAAUGAUGAGAUACGAAUUAAAAGGGUACAUGAGAAGAAACUAUUGUUUGCAGUGCAGUGUUUUUGGAAGCCGUGUGGUGUGUGUGUAACCGUAAGCUGCAUUGCACCAUCUGCUCCAGAAGUAGGACAGUUCUCAUAUCGUCUCUCAUACACUAAGAAUGGACAAACUGUGAUUUAUGAAUCACCGGAGGUGAAGAAGGUUCGUAAAGUGAGUUUUGAAACCCCUCAAGAGAAUUUCAUGUUGAUCCCUCACAACUUAUUAUUUCGUAGUGGCUUGUUGGUGAUUGAGUUUUGUAUCGUCGACAAGUUGAACCAAGAGUAAGAAGGUUGAGGUAAUAUAGAAGGAAGGUCAUUCUAUUUGAUUGUAACACAUUUGGUUUUGCACUUAGUGUGAUAAUGGACAUUUAUUGGAAUCGACCAACAAAACAUUUAACAGUUUUUCAAUCUUAUAACUUCUAAUAUAUACUCCGUUCUUCA
Messenger RNA from Arabidopsis arenosa, 993 nucleotides. The record is from the annotation of a GenBank genome assembly. Lineage: Eukaryota; Viridiplantae; Streptophyta; Magnoliopsida; Brassicales; Brassicaceae.